Hordeum vulgare subsp. vulgare (domesticated barley) is the source of this 1524-nucleotide messenger RNA. Its product is annotated as putrescine hydroxycinnamoyltransferase 1-like. NCBI's taxonomy places the organism in Eukaryota, Viridiplantae, Streptophyta, Magnoliopsida, Poales, Poaceae. Gene Ontology annotation, molecular function: acyltransferase activity, transferring groups other than amino-acyl groups. The transcript is spliced from 2 exons. Bases 30 to 1346 code for a protein of 438 amino acids. The record is from RefSeq and is a predicted model, not a curated record.
GGAGAGAGCAAGAAGAAGAAACAGCUAGAAUGGCCAGUGAGGAGGAGGUGCAGGUGGUAGAGUCCUGCUUGGUAACGCCGUCUGCAGACACGCCGAGAAAUGCGCUCCAACUCUCGCAAAUCGACCUCAUGCUAGCCAACGUAGGCUACACUCCACUCCUCCACUUCUACCGCCAACGACACGCCGCCACCGACGACUUCUUUGAUGUGACCAGGUUAAAGACGGCGUUGGGCAAGACGCUUGUGGCCUUCUACCCCAUGGCCGGCCGCUUCAGGGUGGCCGCCGAUGGCAGGUUGGAGAUCGACUGCAACGGUAAGGGCAUGCUCUUCCUUGUGGCUCACUCGUGUCUCACCGUCGACGACUUUAGCGACUUCAAGCCAUCACCUAAGCUAAGGAGGUUGUUUGUUCCCCAUGUCGACGACUCAGCCAACCUCUUGUGUGCCACCCAGGUGACAUUCUUCAAGUGCGGCGGGGUGGCCUUAGGGACAGUAACGCACCAUGCCGCUAUGGAUGGCACAGCCGCGUUCCACUUCUUCCAGACAUGGUCAGCUUUCUCCAGGGAUGGCGACCGGGCUGUGGUGAACCACCCCUGCCAUGACCGCACCCUCUUGUGUGCACGCGACCCACCCGUUGUUCAUCCCGAUGCACUCUCCAUUUUCUUUCCCAAGAUAAACCUAUCAAUGCCAUCGGGGGUCAACGAGGUUGAGAUUUUCACCCUUAGCAAAGCACAACUCUACACUCUCAAGAGCAUCUGCGGUGGCCGUGGCGUGAGCACCUUCAGUGCCGUGAGCGCGCACAUGGGGCAGUGCAUGUGUUUAGCCCGGCGGCUACCCGCGGACUCUACCACGCGCAUCGUGUUCCCAGCCAACUUCCGCCGCAUCACGGUGCCGCCACUCCCGAACAGCUACUUUGGCAACGCGAUGAUAAGGGUAAGUGUCGCCGACGAGGCACGGCGCAUUGCCACGGGCGACCUGGCCUAUAUCGCGUGCCGAAUUAGAGACACUCUUGGCCGGGUGGACGAUGAGCUAGUGCAUUCGGCAAUCAACUACCUCGGCCAAGCAAAGAGGGACGACGGCCUGCUCACUGCAGCAGGCAGUUUGCCGGUGACAGACAUGAGAGUGGUCAGCUGGCUUGGGAUGCCACUGUAUGAUGUGGAUUUCAGAUGGGGAAAGCCAUUGGCUAUGUUGCUUGCUGAAUCAAACCGCAGAGGUUAUGUGCACUUGAUUGGCAGCGGGCAGGGGGAUGGCAGCGUGCGCAUCGUCAUGUGUACAGAGGCUGCAAUCCUCCAGGAGUUCAAGCGAUUGUUCUAUGCCAAGGUCAAGAGCAUGGUGUAUUCCAAGUUCUAGCCGCACCUCCAUUUUUCUUUUUUCUUUUCUUUGAACACCUCCUAUGCUAUGUUGCUUAGCCACGAUUUAUUUUUUAUCUAAGUGCUUGUCGUCGAAUAAUUUGUAUGUCUCGGAGUGUGUAGUGUAGGAGACAUGGACAAGUCUGUGCUUGCUUUUGUUUCAAUGCUGUUAUUUUUCA